CGGUAUCUUAUCAUUUGCUCUUCUUCAAUAUUGUGGUUUCGAACCUCAUCGUCUAGUGAGAUUAAGCAAUCAAAAACACAUGAUCUUUCUAAUCACAAGGUCUUCUAUAUUCUCUCGAAGAAUUUUGAGUAGUAUAAGUCUGUCGAGAUCUCGUUAUUACAGUUCGAUGGAUCUCAAAGACGUCGUGAAAAAGCUACACGAGUUUGCGCCACUACAGCUAGCUGAAGAAUGGGACAACGUGGGCUUACUCGUCGAACCAUCCCAACCUCAUUUUGUAAAAUCACUUCUUCUUACUAACGAUUUAACUGAAAAAGUAGUACAAGAAGCUAUUGAAAAAGGAGUAAAUAUGGUUAUAUCCUAUCACCCGCCGAUAUUUAAGCCACUUAAACGUCUCACUUCAAAAACGUUCAAGGAAAGAAUUAUUGUGAAAAUGAUAGAGAAUAAAAUAGCUGUGUACUCUCCGCAUACAGCUUUUGAUGCAGUUAAAAAUGGCGUGAACGACUGGCUCGCUUCAGGUCUGGGAAGCGCAAAGGUGGAACCCCUUCAAUGUUCAAAAGGAUCUGGUUCUUGUCAGUACAAAGUUUUGACUAGUAUGUUGACCAAUCAGGAAGCAGAAAGUUUACUAAAGCUUCAAGACACCCUCAAAGGACUCGAUGGAGUGGAAAGGAUUGAGGUGGAGGCUGUAACUAAGUAUGUUUUGAUCAUCUGAACAAUUAGAUGGGGGAGGAGGAGAGGGGUUGUUUGUUUAACAUGUGUUUAGGGGGGUAAAGAUAUCUCCCAUCCCCCUUUAAGUUCAGCCCACCUUUCCAAGAGAUUCCCCUCUAAUAUUUAAUGAGUGUGGCCCUAACUACGAGCUUAUUCAGGCAUACAUGUUACAUGCAGCUGUUUGGAGAAAGGUUGUCAGGAAAAAGGACAAAGUUUCAUGUGACAAUCUUGAAAGGUAAUCUGGUAAUCUGGGUAUCUGGUAAUCAAUGAAAUUUUAUAGUACAAAUGAAUAAAGUCAUCAAACCUGUGAUGCCUUCUUCGCACAGUGAAUUUUUCUCAGAUUUCCUUGAAAUCCUGGGGCAAGAAAGAUUACCUUUUGGGGUUGUGUGCCUUUCUCCAAAAACUUUACUCAAAACAGCUGUAUAUUAGUAGUGAACUGCUAAGGGCAGUGUUUAGAGCCAUUUUGUUUUGAAAUGUGAAAUAUUUAAAACAUUUUUGGAAUGUCCUCCACACUUUUUUUUUCAUCAAUAAAUGCCUAGGCUUAUUUUAUUUUUUUGUUCUUAACAGACCAGAGACAAUUUCCUUACAUUGCACUGAGACUGGCCUGGUCAAUGCUUUUCAGAUGUUGACUUCUCAGUUUCCUGAAACUGUUGGUAAAACAGAAGUGAUGCCUUUAGCUCAGGUGGGGCUAAACAGUGCUCAGAACAACUGACAAAGCUUAAAUCUGUAGAUCUGUUUCCAUAUACAACUUCCAUAUGCCUUUUCUAAUCUUCAUGGUCUUCCACAGUGACUUUCAGGGCUCAGAAAAUUGAUAAAGCUUAAAUCUGUAUCUCUUUCCAUGCACAGCUUCUACAUAUGUUUUCUAAUCUUCAUGAUCUUCCACAAUGACUGGCAGUACUCAGAACAAGUGACAGAGCUAAAAUCUACAUAUCUCUUUCAAUGAUUGUCCACCAGGGCACCCCCAUGCAUUUUCUAAUCUUCAUGACCUUCUGCAAUGACUUGUAGCUCUUGAAUAGUUUUCAUACCGGUAUCUUAAGCAAGAACUCCCCAUAGGUGAUUCUUCCCUUUUUUCUGUACUUGUUCUUCCUUCCUUCAGUUGUUUGCCGGAGUGCUAAAAACCUUCCUUUAGUUCAAAAUAUGUUUAAUACCUGUCGAAACCUUAGCAGCUGAUAACCAUCACUAUUUUGAGGCUUCAUGCUUAUAGAAAUGUUACAUAAUUUUUUCUUUUUGUUUUAAUUGAAAUAUCAUAACAUGGAACAAAUUUGAUCAAUAGAUUUUUCUUUUCGAAAUUUCUUUAAUCAAUGUCAGUGUCUGAAAACUGCACACCUACCCCUCCCCUAACCCAACACCAGUCAACUGAUGGCAAUUUAGGGUUAAUUUUGAGUUUGGGGAGGGGUAGUUACACAGUGGCUCAGAUACUGACAUUGAUCUGUUACUUUUUACAGAUUCCUCUUUUGGGAACUGGUCAAGGAAGACUCUGUACACUACAGACACCAGUUACUCUGUCAGAAUUGAUAAACCGCAUCAAAAACCACCUGAACCUUAAACAUGUUCGUCUUGCUGCGGCACAUUUAGGUAUGCCUGAACUAGCUGACCCCCAGCAAAGCCGUGUUCAGACUAUCGCAAUCUGUGCUGGGUCAGGAGCUGGUUUACUGCAAGGAACAAAGGCUGAUGUGUAUUUGACAGGAGAAAUGUCACAUCACGAAGUGCUAGAAGCAGUGUCAAAUGGAGUACAUGUGGUCUUGUGCGAACACAGUAACACAGAACGUGGUUUCUUGCUGGAAUUUAAGACAAAAUUGAAUGGCUUGUUAGAAGAGAAGGUUAAUGUGUUGGUUUCUUCAUAUGAUGCAGAUCCACUUCAAGUGGUUUAGGAAGCAAAUUUCUUUUGGAGACAAAGAACAGUUCUUUCGAUGUUCAUUGACCCUGUAGCUCCCAAGAUCUCAUCAGUAAUUCUUCUUACUGUCUGUCAUACAAUUCUUAGGAUUUUAGUUUGGAGAACUUGGUAUUGAAUCAACUAAACAAUCUCCUAAUUGAUAUUUUCCUUUAUUCUUAUCACUUGUCUACUUGACAUUUUAAGAAGAAAUUCUGUCUUGGUCAGUCAUGGGAGUUAAAUCCUCAAAUUGAUUGAAAACCAAACAGAUGCAAUGAGUGUACUCAUUGACCUCUUGGCUUUAAGGUUGACAACUGAAUUUAGUCCGUGAUGAGUACAAUUUAAUACUGAACUUUCUAAGAUGACAUUGGGCCAGUCUUGAACAUGUUCACUAAGCUUGAGAUCUAAGCAGUUAACCUGCAAAUGAAAAAUGCUCAAGCCUUUAUUUCUCUUGAAUUCUCUUGGGAAUUAAGUUUGGCUCAAGAUUGUCGGCUUAAUGUCGUUUUGGAUAACAUCCCAGCCUCCCUUUAAGGGCAGUGCAGGUGAAAUUGACAAGUAGUCUAGGGCAAACAAAUAGAAAACAAUGAAAAAGCAGGAAACGGCAAAUACAGUUGUUUAAGGGGAUUGUGUUAACAUGCUUAAAUAUGUGUCAGAUCCACUUAAGUUAUCAACGAUCAGUGAGAAGAAAGCUAUAAAAAAUAAGUCAAAACCAAGUGGAACUUUGAAUAGCUUUAUUAAGUAUCAGAGCUAGUGAACUACUGUUUCACUUUCAGCAGAGAAGGUACAAACCUUUAACGUUAGGAGAGCCCUAACAAAGAAAGUGAAUGAAGCAAAAUUAUUUUAGAUACUCUUAACAAUAUAAUAAGCAAAUCUGAAUGACAAAAUAUGUAGCACAGGUGAAAAAAGUCUUAAAAGAUAUAAAAGUAGCGGAAAGCAUCUUUAAAGGUAUGUACUGUAAAAAGUACCAUCUCUGAAAAUUGGCUUUUGGCUUUUGGCUUUAACUGUGGGCGAGCCCGAGUUUUCGUUAUCUUUGAAUCAUGUCGAGACAUUUAGCGACAACCACAAGCACUUGCAGUCAAGUCAAAAAUAGUCUUUCUCACCAAGUUGCCAUUGGCUUCUCUUUUUAAAACACCAAGUCCUUGAUAUUUGGUCGGAACGCAUUUACUCUGCACGAGAUUCGCACGAACACCUGGGGACGAAAACACACGUCUCCGUUUGGCGAGCUCCAAGACGAACGCAUGUGGUGUGAUGUGUUUCGCAGAGGAGCUCAUGCUGUCGGCUACAUCACAUCGGCCAUAACACAAAGAGAAGUUGAUAAGGCCUUUAGGUCGAACAUACACGUUGGACAGGCCCAAUCGUGCGAAGGAGGUUCUGAAGCUAUGAAGUCGACAUUCUGUCGGGUACCGACCACUGCGGAGUUUGCCAUAGUGUCUCUUUGGCUUAUUACCAGUGAAGAUAGAUCUUGUAAACGUUGUUGAAAUACUCUUGAAAUAGGCCACGAGGAAAACGGGUCCAUUUUUCCACCACUCUUCAAAAUUUUUUAAUUCAUUCCGCGAGGUGUUUGUGAUGAUGAACUCAACUUUCACUUUACGAAGGCGUCUUUGUUCCUUCCACUGAUCCAAAAGCCUUGAUACGUCAUAAAGUUCUAUCGUCUUUGUUGUGUUUACAAGCAAAUCUUGUAUGUUAUAAGCCAGUCUAACUCCGUCCUCGUCAAGGACGUCAAAAGCGAAGAUAACGUUAUCUUUUGUGGGAAGUCUAAGAAAGGCCAGGUGAAGUUUUAACGUGUUCUCGAUGUCAAUGGCUGAGGUAUCAAAAUGGGUUGUGAACUUUAUUUUGUACUGAUCGUCAGUGUUGGUGUUUCGACGAAGAAAUCCUGAAAAAGAUGGGAUUUUUAACCCCAGGCUCUUGAUGAUCAAGUGAAAAAAAAAACACAUUAUACAAGCAAAUAAUUCCUCACGAUUGUUUCAAACAAGAACGGGAGUGUCUCGCACACCAAGCAAACGUGUACAUUUUUCGGUACAAAAUUACUUCAUUCAUCAAAUACUAUCGUAUGUGCCACAGUUUGGAAUUAAAAUAUAUUUUUAAAAAAACAUUUCCAACUUUAAAGAUGCAAAUCGAAGGCAGAGAAAACAGUUUUAAGCGCAAUUCAAACAAACCUUUGUCAAAUACAAAGAGGAGGUUUUCAUCUUUUGAAAUCCUCAGAUCCUCUGACAGUUCCUCGAUGUAGUCAGUAAACGUUGUGCUGCGCUGGUCAACAGAUAUCUUUGCCGAGCUAAAAACGAUCAUGAAAGCAAGAACAGAGAACAAAGAUUGUGCAUUCCUGAACUGGUUCAUCCUUAAAGGCUCAAGAUUCCAGAGCCAAACCUAAGAGAAGGUGGAUCUAAAUAUGAGAGUUUCCUCUUGAAGACAUUUAUUUUUACUGAGGUGGCCAAAAAGACGCCAAAAUGUUUUCGAGGCGACAAGAAGGCGUAUACGUGCGCUGUAAAAUAUACAGCACUCCCAAACUUUUAAACAUGAUAGUUGAUAGCUGAUUAAAGGAAGCUUUUAAGACCUUAUCUCAUUUUCAUAGUUUCAUUAGUAAUUAAAACCUCAGCAUGUGCCUCUCCUUCAAGUGGUUUGCCUCAUAAGUCACUUGAAGACCUAGGAAAAAUCGUGGUAACUUAAAAAUCAUAGUCAGCUCGGAGAAGAUAAUUGAAACACGUACUCUGCUAGUUCGAGGUGAAUACCAGUCGCAGGAUUCAAAGCGUACAAAUGGUUAGGUUUUCGACGCACGUGAUACAGAAAGGAAAUGAAAACAGACAGUUGAAUGAAUAGUUUGUUAUUCUUUUCAAAAUAUUUUUAAAAACAUGUUUGCACAAGUUCUGAAACAGCUAUCUAUUGCUCUAAGAGGCUUUAAACGUCGCCACUUGAUACUGCAAACUGACAUAUCAAUCCUUAAUCUCUCCUUUUUCGAAUACCACUGCCAUAAUUAAUGUUCCUCGUCUUCUACAAGCGUUGGUAAGUAUGCCGGUUACCUAACUUGGUCUUGCCAGCCCAAACUGACGUACAAUCAGAUAUUUCUUUUGCAGUAAAUACGUUAGAAAGUUGUGCAGUUUCCGCAGAUUAUGAAAUCAGUUUCAUUCCUCUCCUAAUAGGCUCCUUUGAUUUGAAAUGUCCUCCGUGUUCCGAAUUUUUGAUUUUAUCUAGCUAAUGAACUGUAAACGCUUCCACACAUUCUAACUAAUCAUGUUCAAGAUAAUAAUGAUAAUAACAACGUAUUUUAAUGUACACAGUAUCAUCUAAAUGUAACUUUAUCCAUCUCCAGUUCUAGGAACACAGUUAAUCGUCGUAGUAUGGUAUAAAUGCAGUAUACAUUAGAGGUUUAAAAAUUGCAUGACACGUGAAAAUUUUACGUGGAUUGCCCACUCAAAAUGUAGUAAGUUUCACGUUUAAAACAAUUUUAAAACGUCAUAUAAACUUUCCAAGCUUUUUACCGAAUCAUCGACUUUUGCAAGAAGAGGCCGAAGAUCAUUUAUUCCAGAUCAAGGCCUAUCUAAAUUCAUAUUUUAUUUCAUGAUGAUAAAAAGAACAACAUUUUCCAUAGGCGACUCUAAAUUUCUGAAUUCCAUAACACUUUCCUACAUUAUCCCACUUGAUUAAACACUUAGGCUCGCGUCCAAAGAAUUCACUAAAUUUACUACUUGUUUGUGUGAUUUAUAGAUACGAAAAACAACCUGUAGCGAAACAAUAGUUUUAUUCCACAGAAGGGCGAUGUUUCUUUAUGGAAAAAAAAUUGCAGGUUUGCUAUGAACACGAGGCAAACCAUGAGCACAAACAGGCUGUUCUAAAGCUCUUACCGGUGACACUGUUGUAUUGGAGACAUGCAAAUUGUAUUUGAUUGAGUCAGAGAUGGUUAGCUUUGAGCUAACAACUUCAACCCAUGGGCUUAUAAAUAGUUUGGCGUUUAUUAACUUCCAUGUUUGUUUGUUCUCUUCUUACAUGGUUUUUUUUUAUUGUUGUUGUUUUUCUUCUCCCUCGGUGAUAUUUAGCUCACAUUUAUUUUGUGCAUGUACACAAUCUUUUCAACUAAGUGCUCUGAAAAUGAAUGAAAUAUUUUGCUUUAAUUGUGUUAAAGGAAAGUAUCAAGUCUUUCAGUGUAAAUCUCUGUGGAUAUCGCCAACAAAUUCUACCCUGUAGAACACGGAAAAUACGUCAUGUAAUAUUCAAAAUACUGUGAAAGUAACAAAUGUAGAAGUACAAAUGUUGGUGUUGCUUCAAUUGAUCGGUUUCGAACGCGGCGAAGCGUAUCUACCAGGUGCGAGAAGUAUGGAAAGGCGAGGGACCUGCUUUGGAGAACACGUUGUUGGCCAAGUUAAGAAACAGUUAUUUGUUAUGAAAUAAGUGACUGAUUUCGACAGUGAGUCGUAACUUUUAUGCUUUUAAGAUCCAUACAAGUAUUCUUUUUAAUCAGAAUAGUUUAACUCCUACAUUGAGUGAGAUUUCUACCUAUUAGAUUUCUCAGAAUUCUGUUAAAAUCACUGAUCUACUUUUAGACCGAAAGUUAUGAAAUAAUUCACAUUAGAAAUUUUUAGUACUUUUUUCUAAAUAUUUACUGGAGGACUAUUAAACCAUAUUUUCAUCUCUGAUGAUUGAAUCAGUUUUAUGGAUCACUGAUACACUUGAGCAAUUAAUUAAAGAACGCAAUAACUAAUCGAAAACAUGAUAGCUGAGCUGCAAAAAGUGAGUGUGGUUUAUUUCUCGGCAUUAUUCUCUGUGCGCACCUGAACUUUCUUGAUACAUCGAAAACACGGGAGCCAGACUAAAUGAGCAGAAAAAUGCGCCAUCUCCGAGGGUGGAAAUGCCGCACUUAUUAACAAAGAAAACUUAAAGUUUGCAAAUAAACACCCAAUCCACGUGGCUUAAUUAGAUGUUCGACCAGUAAUUAGCAACUUUGAAGAAGAGCGCUCUAUUGGUUGCUAGGCACGUGACAGAUUUUGGCGGAAAAAUGGCACGCUUGAACCUGCAAAGAACACACUAAGUCUUUUGUUUUUCUUUUGUUUUCUUUUGUUUUUUGAGGCUUUGCUGUCAAAUGAGUUACUUUACUGAAGGAAUUUAAAUCCCUUUUGGUCGAGAAAGCCUUCACUUCGUUCGAGUCUUUGGAGCAGCUUGAAUAAAGAAUUGAAAACUUCACCAGUGACUGAAAAUGGUUUACCCUGAGGUUGAAUUCCACAUUGGAGGGAGUUAUUUUGCAAGGUUUGUUUUCGUUUCCCGGCAGUUAUCAUUUUCAAGUGAUUAAUUUGAUAUUAGGAAACUUCACGCCAUUUAAUAUAGCUGUUCCUUUGCUCCUAAAGUUUUUCAAAGCUGUAGAAAAGAGAAAAUAUUUCUCUAACAUCAGAUAGGUUUCAUUGAUGCUACAUGAGUAGGAUUUGUCUAAAAGGAAAAAAUUUCAUCCAGCGGAACUCCUGAUUCUGACUUCCUUAAAACUUCUACAUGGAAGCCAUUGAGUUAUAUCUAUAAGCGCUGGCUCGCCAUUGAUAAUGUAUCAGGUGUACAACAACAGCUUACCGGAGCAAUGUACGGUCCUACUUAGAACUCGUUAUAAAGAAAAUAAUUACAAUUUGAGCGCAUGAGUGUCUUCUCGCAAGUUCGAUAUCAUGGUCAACUCAGAAGAAAUAGUAUAAGAUAUAAGGGUCCUAUCGUGUGGAAAUCAAUCCCAAAAUUCACCAGAGAUGCUACAUCCCUAGCUUUUUAGAGGAAAACUUAAACCUGCCUCAAGAGCAUUGGGCCAAAUACAAUUGGAGAAAGAGGCCUGUUUAAUUCAAUCGAAAGAUCCUGUCCUCUUAUAUUUAUAAUAGUUUUAAUACAUCCUUGUUUUUAAUCGUUUUAAGAUGUAACUUUUAAAUACAUUCAAUUUAAGCGCUUUAAAGGAAAUUUAUGGCAGGUCCACACCAGCCCAUGGGUUGCCACAAACAGACCUGCCACACCGAAAAGUAUUUUUAUUCGAUGUUUGUUUGUAGAUGGUUUGAAUCUCAUUUAAAAUUUGCAUUUAAUUUAAGUCACGUGCUCGGCAACAGACUACUGUUUGCUUAACAACAACAUGGCUGCUAAAACGUCACGAACCACACAAUAAGCACUCAGUGACAGACACACGAGAACGUUAAUGUGUAAGAUUUUCAAGUUACUCUGAGCACUUGUUGAGUCUUAUCAAGACCAUGCCGCUGUUAACGAUGAAAUUGUGACAAUUUUAAAUCAGUUAUAAAUCGUUUUUGAUUCGUAGCCGAACAGAUGAAUUAAUAAUGGCUAGGAAUGGGAAAGUUCAUCCGGUGAUCUCGGCAAACAACGACCAAGAUUACCGUCGUGAGUGCGUGGAGUUGAAAGGGAUGAAUCAUGUAACGAAGUCGAGGAAAAGAACUUCGACAGCUUCAAGUGAAAACUGGCAGAAAGUUUCCAAAGAGGUCAUGGCAUUUUCGCGGUGGAAAGGUUACACACGCUCUAUGAGAUCACUGGCUGGGGAGAAAAACUCUUCCGCAUUGAAUAAUAACAAUCGAGCUACGCGAGUUUACUCGAGAUCAAGUUCGUACAAGGAUAGAGAAAUGAACUGUGUAUUGGAUAGUGAUGUCGAGGAUUUAGGAAAUGAGCGACUUUCCAUGUAUGAUACAAAUGCUUAUAUGAAACCAAUGCCAGCUGUAAAUCAAGGCGAACCCACACAUCCUUCGAUCGCAGCCAGCAGAGCAUUGAUCAUCUACUUCGCCAAACUGGCCAAGCAAAGCAUUGAGACGGAACAAGAGCUUGAUUUUGAGUUUAUAGAAGGACUGCUUGGUGAAGGAGCUGACAUAAACUUUACUGAUAGGCACGGACAGAGUGUUAUGCAUGAAGUUGCUCGAAUCUGGCACGUGGAUGUUGCCAGGUUUGUUUUGGAAAAUGGCGGAGACGUAAACAAAACAGACGAGUUUGGACGGACGCCACUACAUAUUGCUGCAUCAAUUGAUUAUCCUGAGAUGGUAGAGUUUCUAGUUACCAGCAAAGGUUAGUUUUAUGAGCGUGAUUAUUGCCUUACCUCAUUUAAGUCACCUCUAUUUAGAGUCUAUGUAUUUCAUAUCCUCUAUUUGUAUUCCAGAUCCCACACUAAUGAGAGCAUUACGAUCCUUAUCGUUAAGUGCUUUGAUUUUUUAAAUUAAAUUUCCAUUUUUGAUGCAAUCGAUUCAAUCGCUGAAUAUUAGUUUCAUGAAAUAUGAAAAGCUCCUCUUGUCAAAUUUACCAUACUUAUACUGUAAUAGACACAAACUAUGAGCUAAAUUACCGAUUUAAAUGUUUUAUGUACCAAAGUGAAAUUGUCUAAAGCAAAAUUGCCUACUGAUUGAUUCAUGGAAAACUUAUAUUCAGAGGAGCCCAUAUCAAACAGAUAUACACCAUCUGAAGAAUACACAAUUCGUAGAAAAAACCAAUUUACUCCUUAUUUUCAAUGAACAAAGCCUCUGUUUACCGACAGCCUUGAAGUAAACCUUAGUAAGGAUUCUAUGGGUUGCCACUGUGCAUGGCUCAAAGUAGUGUCCAUUUUAACAUUAUACCAAUCACCCAAUUAUUCUCAUUAUCAAACUUUCAAAAUGCUUUGUUUGUUACCUUGGAAAUGCUAUCAAAGUGUCAGAAAUCGUGUGUUUACGUAAUCAAAACAUUUUAAUGCACUUUUUGACCGGAAAGGGAUUAAUCUGUCAUCGUUAACUUAAGCCAAUCAAAGAACAAAUCUCGUAAUCGUUGUGAAAAAAUAUAUCUGAAAAUUGUAGUUUAUCAGAAAAACAUUGUGUUAUAUUUUUAAUUUUGACUUGCUAUAGCAAAUCUGUAGAAAAUCUGAUUGUAGUUCAGAACCACCUUAUAUUUUUAAUGCUUUAAAUAUUGUUUAGAAUUUAUUAGACAUUAAUUGAUAUCAUUUUCAAGAAAACACAAAAUAGUGUGGUAGUAUUGAUCCAUUUAAUGAUUUUUCUUGAAGAAAAAUAGCUGAACCAUUUCCGCCAUUACAUAUUCAAUUCAAGUUUUAUAGCAUCCCUUUUGUGCACUUUUUCCAAUAGCUGAUCUGCAUGCCAUCACAUUUGGAGAGUUACAAACACCCACUCACUAUGCUGCUAAAAAUGAUGCAUCUAAAGCACUGAGAAUGCUUCUUAAGCUGGGAGGCAGGAUGGAUGAUACAGACUACAAAAGACGCACUCCUCUGCUUGUAGCAGCUGAGUUAGGUAUGAUUUGAACUGAAUCCUAUUGGUUCCUUUAAUCCAGGAGUGAUUGACAAGUAAAUUCUCCCUAUAGUAUUAAUACAUUAUUCAGUAAACAGGUGAUGAGAACACUCAAACUCAUCAGGUAGUGGUUGUUAUCUUGAUCUUACACCAAAUUAUUGUAACUAAUUUGCAAGGAAAUGUGUAAAAGUUGGAAGGGAGAAUUAACAAUCAGAUCUUGGAAGUUGAAGGGUUCUUGGUGAUUCAGAGUGGUAAAGUCCAUUGAAAUGCGUCAUUCUUGUUUCCUGUAGUGUAGCUAAGCAACUAUUUUGCUUGAACUCUUAGUUUUAUUUUGUUUGAGGGGGUUGAAUUUAUUAGUAACUUAAGUUAUUUAAGUAAUUGUUCCUGAAAAGCCCCAUUGGGGAGGUAACAAUAAAGUAUGUAUGUUGAAAGUUGUUCCAUACAAGAUAGGUGUAUUUUCUGAAAACACAAACUCUUGCCUCAGACAGUUGGACUAAUUCUGUAUAGCUCCGUUUCCAAGGUAAUAACUCAUAAAGCUUGAUCAACGUAUGUAUUUUUCUUCGAAAAUAACUUUUUACUUCAAAAGACAGUGUCACUUUUUUAACGUGGUCUUCACAAUUAUUCAGAGAUUCAGAUUUGUCUAACAUGAGUGUGGCCGUGAAGGUGUAUAAAUUCCUUCUUUGUGUUUCAGAUCGAUCAGAAACGGCCAAAUAUUUAAUAGAUCAAGGCGCAGCUGCUGGUGUUCAAGACAGUGCAGGCAGCUCAGUUAUGUCUUUCAUGAUCUCCAAAAUGCCUCCUGUCGCAAAAGGAGCCUUGGAUCAGUUUCACACAACAGACCGGGGUAACCGCCGGCAGUACUUCUACCUGAAUCAUCUGGAACCUUAUCUGCCGGACGAAAACGGUGCAUACGUUUCUUGCGCUAGAUCACCGCUUCACUGUGUGGUAUAUUACAAACAAAUGGAACUUAUAAUGCACCCAGUUUUCAAACGGCUUCUUGAUGUAAAGUGGGACCAAUUUGGCUGGCGUGGAACAAUAAAGAACAUUUUUGUGCACGCGUUUUUCGUGUUAGUAUGGACAGCGCUAGGUGUGACUCUUCAUUUCGGAGACGAUUCGAUUACGAACUAUUACAAACCCCCCAGAGAUUAUAUAUGGCGAAUUGUUCUGGAGAGUUUAGCUUGUUGCAUGACUCUGUACUUUAUUUGCCUGGAGUUUCAGGAGAUCAGUGCUUCGAAGAAGUCGCACCGAAACUGGAAAAGAUGGAGGAUCGAUGAGCUAGAGAAAGACCUACAGUUUUCUCAUCCGCGUUGGCCAGAAGAGAGAAAGUACCUUGAAAUGGAACGCAACGACAUCUUAGAUUCAGGAAUUUCUUACUUUAAUGACGCUUGGAAUUACUUUGAUUGGGUGACAUACGGCUGGAUUCUGGGAAUAAUUGUGACUCGUAUUUUUGCUGUUGUGUUAGCCAGCGAUGUAGCUCGCUCCCUUCAUCCAAAAGUGUUCGCUAUUGCACUGAUUUUCAUCUGGCUUCGACUGAUGAAAGUUUUCCGCGCUUUCAUUACACUGGGACCGUUCAUUGUUAUGAUCGGACAUAUCAUUGAUGAUACUCUUAAGUUUGGCUUCCUUUAUUUUAUAUUAUAUGUACCUUAUGUCUGUGCGUUUUGGAUGACAUUCGGAGGCGCAGAGAACGCUGCAGUUAUGAGAGCCAACGGGUUGGACGGUGACGGAUGGGAGAACUUUAACGAUCUUAUGUAUUCCGUGUGGCAGUUGACAGUUGUAGGGAAUUACCCCUGGGAUUCCCUGCUCGUGGUAGACCGGUUAAUGGCGCAGAUUCUCUGCGGAACUUACCUAGCAGUGUCAGCUAUUGUGAUGAUAAAUCUUUUCAUUGCGCUGAUGUCGGACACGUUUCAGCGUGUUUAUGACAACGCCAAAGCGAACGCAGCCAUGCAGCGCGCAAGCACCAUACUGACUAUGGAAGAGAAUAUGGGAGACAAGACUCGGGAAAGAUACAGGAGACUGAUUCAUGAGAGAUUCUCUCCUGAGGUGAGACAUAAAGAUCAUCUUCUUCCAAAGUUAGUCUCAUUCGCAGGCUUUGUAAGGUCCAGAGACUAGAGUAAUGAAGACAUUCCAUUUUAUCAAGCCUUAUUUUGACGCCAAAGAGAGAUUUGCGCAUGUUUAAUAAUUGUGGUGUUUACAAAUAUGUUUAAGAUUGUUUUGAAAGUAUAAAAUGAUUUAUAAGGAAGCGCAGGGAGAACUAAGAAUCUUAUACAAAUUCGCACCGGAGUUGGCGUCCAUGCAUGGACGCGCACUUGUCUAGAUAGCUCACAUGCGCUGUAUUCUCCGUUGAAGUAGGAAUAAUUAAGAUGUGAGAAUUUUGGUUCAGCUCAACUGUAACCUGAAUGGGAAUUGUCAGAGUUACCAAAAAACUCACUCAGGUGGUGUACGUGUAAGUCUGCAUGGAAGUCCGUUGAUCAGAAAGGGCUUCCGCUCGUUCGCUCUCUUUUGCUCUCUUCCGCGCUCUUCGGGCCUUCAGCCCUACUCUUUUAACUUGAAUCCAAUGUUGCAGCAGUUGAUUAUUCCCCUUCAAAUGAAGCCGCUUUUUACUUUUUCUAUCUAAUACCUUUUGUUACUUUUAAUGAUUUUAUAAUAACACUCAUUCUUAUCUGUUUCAAAUAUAUUUACUCAUUAGGAAAUGUAUUAUGAUGAUGACUCCACCCAGCCUGGUUCUGGUGAGUUGGAACGAAUGACGCAUCAAAUCAAAGACGUGGUUGAUGAAGUGUUCGAAAUGCUACAACCGCUGAACCGCAACGGAUCAGGAAAGACGGCAGAUAAAAGCACCAAACGAGAGAUUGAACGGUAAAGGAUAACAUACUUUAAUUGUUUGGGAAGUCACUGACUGGCAGAAAAGUACUUUGGGGAAAAAUGCAUUUGAACAUUACAUAGGUGGCUUAUACUUCUAAAUUUUAAGACAGUAUCAACUUUGAAACAGUCCUCGAGUAAUGUUUAGCAACGAAAGUAGUGUUUUUCAUCCGUUACUUACCAAAAAGAAAUUUCAACUUAAAUAUGUUACACUUGUUUCUGUAGCUUAAAGUAGCUCACGAAGUAUUCCAUAGUCCAUUUGGGCUGGGCGGACACGUUCUGUCGAAGGAUAUGAAGAAUGUUCUAAAGAUUUGUUUCGUCGAAAUCCAACAGGAAGGCUUCUGCUGAUGAUGUUUAUUAAUCGGCUAUAUCUUGAACCCUUAAAUCUCAGGAGUGAUAUCGAUUCACAUGUAACUUCUCCCUAUUAUACCCAUACAUUACCCAGCAAACAGAUGACGAGAUUACUCAAACUUAUCAGGUAGACGUUGAUAUUUUGAUCUUACGCCAGAUUCUUGAAACUAUUUUACAAGGAAAUAUAUAGCAGCUAGAGGGGAUAAUUAACAAUCAGAUCUUGGGAGUUAACUAGUUAAUCAUGUCUCUGUUGUAUAUGACUAAUUCGUUUUCUUUGUUUUGUUCUUCUUGUAUCAAGCUUGCGAUCUGACCUCGCAGAAGUUUCCAACCGACAUGAACAGACUGUGAAAGAGAUGAGAAACGAAGUGGCAGAGAUGAAAGCUUUGUUGAUUCGUGUUUUGGAGCGAGGGUCAGUACCGUCACUACCAUCUGUCCGAUCUCUUCACGAUCAAACUCAAAUUCCUGAACGCCACUCCCCAAACGAGGCACGAAAUCCUUCGAAAAGGUCAGCGAGUAAUCGUUCGCACCGAAAACGGCAUCGACGGCAGCAUAGCUUUCCGAGUGAUGACGAAGUUGAUCACAGGGAUUACCAAGGAUUGCCACUGACCGAUGACAUUGGAGGCGAUGCGAAUGAGUUGCCUAGUGUGCGGGUGUUGACUACGCGCGCUACAGCUCGUAAACAGCAAAGAGACGAAUAAGAUCACAGCUGAACAAACGAAGUAAAAUAAAGAUAAACCGCACGUUAGCUAAAACUGGAGACACAAAAACAUUAAUAUUCAAAAAUGACAGACAAAUAAGGGGAAAUUCUUAUUUAAUCCGAGUUACAGCACAAAUAUGGAAUAGAACCAAGCGAGUGCAGAGUUUGGCCCCGCGGCAUAAAAAUGUCGUACCUCGACAAUCCGGCCUUUUCCAGUUGAGUGUUUCUUCAUAGUUUGUCGUGUAAUUUCGGGAUUGGUUUACUCCGUGUCAAGAGAGAUCCUUUAACUAAAGCCAUGUUAUAUGAAAUAUCCGUUCAACCAAUCGGUUC
This is a messenger RNA of Pocillopora meandrina, 15007 nucleotides long. The record is from the annotation of a GenBank genome assembly. NCBI's taxonomy places the organism in Eukaryota, Metazoa, Cnidaria, Anthozoa, Scleractinia, Pocilloporidae.